UUUCUGUUAGAUUCAGGCAAGUGAAACCAUCACUUUGGAAACUUCUUCAUUUAGUUACUCUCUCUCUCUUUCUUGCAUUCUACAUCAAGCAAUUCAAUGACCUGGCUGUCUGCCAUUGGCAUAGAGUUUGGGUGAUCGAAUAUUUAUAUAAGAGAUAGGUAUUUAAACCCUUACUGCCGAUAAUAUUUAUAAUAACCUGCUUGUCUUCUUUCUUGGGUUCCGCUCACAUUUCUCUUCGAUCAAUCCUACACCCGCUUUCAGAAAAAAAAGGGGAAAAAACCCUACACCCGCUUGGUUAUAGCAUCCAGAAAUAGGAUCUGGGGGGAUUUAGAAGCCUAUUUCUCAAAGUGAAAAUUUUAACUUUUUUAAAUCAAAAUCUUUUGAGAAUACUGUUUCUUUUGUGGCCAAGGUCACUAUAUUUGAUCUGGGUUCUUGGUUUUCUCUUAUUGGACACUGUUCACGAUCGGAUGCUAGUUUUCACUGUUCUCUGCUGAAAAUUUUUAUCAAAUUGGAGAGGUCAAAACGUUUCUUGGAGAUUAGUAUGAAAAUUUGAGGUGGGGUUUUGGUAAAUUCAUUUAUCAAUGGCAGGAGAAGAAGAUAUUAUUGAGCUGAAAUUCAGGCUGGCAGAUGGUACUGAUAUUGGGCCAAACAAAUAUAGUCCGGCAACCACGGUGGCAACUCUCAAGGAGAAGAUAAUUGCACAGUGGCCAAAAGAUAAAGAAAAUGGUCCAAAGACUGUAAAUGAUGUGAAACUCAUAAAUGCUGGAAAGAUACUGGAAAACAACUGGACUCUUGCUGAGUCCAGAAUGCCAGUCGGUGAACUUCCAGGAGGUGUCAUCACGAUGCAUGUUGUUCUGCGUCCUCCCAUGCCAGAUAAAAACAGAGAGAAGCCGCAGAAAGAUUCUACAAAGAAGACAAGGUGCUCAUGCUCAAUCUUGUAGUUGCAAGUGACCAAAAUUGCUGACGCUUAUUAGGCUGGGCCGUUUCCUUUUCAAGCAUUUAAGUAGACGAUAGUUGAGAUGCAAUUGAGAUACCAUUCAUUUUUCCAUAAGUCUGCGUCAUUUGGUUUCAGAAAAGCUUUGACUAUAUGUUUCAGGAACUUCUAGUUUGAAGUGGCCUCAAAAACUGAAGCAUUUCGUCUGUGACCAAGACUCCUCUGUUGCUCGUCUUUGGUUUCCUUGGAAGAUUACUCCUUAGCUCCUCCAUUAGUUGUGAAUGCAAAAAAGGAAUUAAUAUCUGUGAAUUAGAAGUUGAGUUUAUUGGAAGUAUUGCAUCUAUCAACAAAAAUUUGGGAAAAAAAGGAGAGAACAAAAAAAUUACAGGCAGUUAUAGAAGACAUGAUAGUUUUGAUCUGAUUUGCUUGUAAUCUGACAGCUUAUGAAAAGGUACAGGAAAUAAAUUUUCAUCUGACGGUGAGGUUUGUAGUUUAA
Molecule: messenger RNA, 1430 nt
Organism: Hevea brasiliensis (rubber tree)
Lineage: Eukaryota; Viridiplantae; Streptophyta; Magnoliopsida; Malpighiales; Euphorbiaceae
Product: membrane-anchored ubiquitin-fold protein 3
Exons: 3
Coding region: 582-941 (119 amino acids)
Molecular function (GO): protein binding
Source: RefSeq, a predicted model, not a curated record